Molecule: messenger RNA, 2068 nt
Organism: Poecilia latipinna (sailfin molly)
Lineage: Eukaryota; Metazoa; Chordata; Actinopteri; Cyprinodontiformes; Poeciliidae
Product: prolactin-releasing peptide receptor-like
Exons: 3
Coding region: 180-1262 (360 amino acids)
Biological process (GO): G protein-coupled receptor signaling pathway
Cellular component (GO): neuron projection; plasma membrane
Molecular function (GO): neuropeptide Y receptor activity; neuropeptide binding
Source: RefSeq, a predicted model, not a curated record
CACAGACAUCUCAGAUAUAUCUCCUCUCCCUCUGUGCUCCGCAUGCCUCCCACCUUCUUUCUCUCCAUUUAAAACAGCAGCAGCUUCAGCUGCCUCACUGAGGAAAAGCACACUGUCAAGGUCCAUUGGUACCAGUCCUCACUUCUCUUCGAACAGAGGAAUAUCAGACCAGUGCACACAUGGAGGCUAACCGCAGUAGUCCAAUAGGAAGCACGCCGCCUUCCUCAUCUGCAGAGCAACCUGAAGGGCGCAUUUAUGAGGUAGCAGUGCAGAGCAACUCCACCAACCGCAGCUCCCAGUUUGCAGACGUGGCCCUGCUGCAGACGUUCAAGCCUCUCAUCAUCCCUUGUUAUGUGCUCGUGGUUGUCGUGGGCGUCGUCGGGAACUACCUGCUUCUCUACGUCAUCUGCCGAACUCGCAAGAUGCACAACGUCACCAACUUCUUCAUCGGGAACCUGGCCUUCUCGGACAUGCUCAUGUGUGUGACGUGCGUCCCCUUCACUCUCGCCUACGCCUUCAAUCCACACGGUUGGGUCUUCGGCCGCUCCAUGUGCUACUUGGUCUUUCUCAUCCAACCCGUCACUGUGUACGUCUCCGUCUUCACGCUCACAGCCAUCGCUGUGGACAGAUAUUACGCCACGGUUCACCCGCUGAAGAAGCGAACCACUGUGGCCACUUGUGCCUACGUCCUCAUCGGGAUCUGGCUGCUGUCCUGCGGCCUGGUGGCUCCGGCGGUGACUCACACCUACCAUGUCGAGUUCAAAGAAGAAGGCUUCACCAUCUGCGAGGAGUUCUGGUUGGGCCAGGAGAAGGAAAGACGGGCCUACGCCUACAGCACGCUGCUGAUCACAUACGUCCUCCCCCUUUCGGCCGUCUUUGUCUCCUACCUCUGCAUCACCGUCAAGCUGAAAAAGUGCAUCGUCCCCGGAAACAGGUCGCAAGACCAGGUGUGCGUUCACCAGGCCCGAAAGAGGAAGAUCUUCCGCCUCGUCGCUCUGCUGGUGUCUGCCUUUGCCGUUUGCUGGCUUCCCAUCCACGUGUUCAACGUUCUGAGAGACAUCGACAUCCACCUGAUAAACAAGCGAUACUUCCUACUCAUCCAGCUGCUGUGCCACCUCUGCGCCAUGAGCUCCUCCUGCUGCAACCCCUUCCUCUACGCGUGGCUUCACGAUCGCUUCCGCACGGAGCUGAGGAAGAUGAUGAAGUGCAACCGUCGCAUCGGAGUCCCCGCCAGCCACUGCGCAGCUGGAGUGGUUUUGUAACCUGCUUAUUUGUAUUUUGUGCAGAUGGGAACUUGACCAACGCUAUCCAUCAACAUGAAGUAUAGGUGCAACUCAGCCAUUGUCAAGCAGUAAAUAAUCUCCUAUGCACAAAACAAAAUCAAGCAAUUCACUGCUGUUCCAUCCAUCUGACAUGCUUCAGAAAACUGCCUCUAAAAACUGUCAGUAAAGCAUUAAAAAAAGACCUUAAAAACAGUGGAAAAGAUGUGAUCGUGUCACUAAUCUUCAAGAUUUGUAUAUAUUUGAUGAAACUUAAGUUAUUUACUUGAAAGCAAUCAUUUUUAUUGUUCAUAUAAAACAGUAAGAAGGAUUCACUUGUUGAUGAAACAAACUGUGUUUUAAAUUCAGGUGUACUAUGGUUGUGGUGGAACUCAAUUAAAAUGUUUUAUUGAGUUAAUUUCAGGGUCUCUAAUGAAUGAAUCGCAUUUUAAUUGAAAACUAUAUACUGAGAAAAUAAGCAACAUUUUCAAUUCAAAACCCCUUUUUGUUGUAAAGUAUUGAAUAAAUAGGCAUAUGAGAUCAAAAAUAAAGAUAUUUAUUGUUUUUAGUCUAUUAUUCAACCAUCUGAUAGUUGCAAAGUCUCCAUUUAGCUUUCAAGUGUUUCAGUGUCUCGUUUAUGUAACAACCUUGAUGUGAUAAAAUCACGUCCUCAAACCUAAUACGAAUAAUUUAUGUGCAAAAUUGAAGAAAUCUUGAAUGUUUUGUACAAUGUCAAGAGUUUACAGAGGAAUUGUAAUGACUAAAUGGAUUCUGAUUUAUAGUUUUGUUUAUUAAAGAUGAUGCUCUUC